Malurus melanocephalus (red-backed fairy wren) is the source of this 825-nucleotide messenger RNA. RefSeq names its product V-type proton ATPase subunit S1-like protein. The record is from RefSeq and is a predicted model, not a curated record. The transcript is spliced from 4 exons. The annotation marks the transcript as partial. Lineage: Eukaryota; Metazoa; Chordata; Aves; Passeriformes; Maluridae. Gene Ontology annotation, cellular component: proton-transporting V-type ATPase complex.
GCUGUCGGCUACAACGUGACCGGGAUGGGACAGGGUGACAGAGAGCCCUGGAGGCCACCGCCCCACGGCCACCACAGUCCCCUGAAUGUCACCGUCAAUGGCACCCCCUGCAUCCUCUUCUGGGCCAAGAGGAUCAUGAUCAGGCUGCAGAACCACACCCAGCUGGACCUGACCGACAAAACCUUCGGGGUCCACGCCACGGUGGACGUCGGGGACUCCAACUGCAGCGAGGACAGCGCCACGCUUUCACUGAAGUUUGGUGACAUUGGCAAUCUGAAGGGACUCGUUAUCAGGUUCCUGCUGACCACCAGCUCCUACCAGCUGUCCGUCCAGCACUGGUUCAGCCUGCACAGGCUGCAGCUGCUCUACAACCACUCGGCGCAGGCGACSUUCAACGCCACGGGCAUCCACGCUCCGGCCAGCUACUCCUUCCACUGCCAGCAUCCCAAAUUCCUACAAAAAGAGCACAUUAACCAAUCUCCAGUGGUUUGUUUAACCCAGAUUUCCAUUUUCUCCCUGCAGAUCCAAGGUUUUAAUGUCCAGCAGGGACAUUUCGCCCUGGCCAAGGACUGCGCGUCCCUGCUGUCCCCGGCCGUGCUGAUGGGGUUGGCAAUGUCCCUGGUCCUGCUCUUAGUCCUGGCUUAUGCCCUGCACAUGCUGCUGCACCUCAAAUCCCUCGACAGGCACUACCAGGGCAAAGCUGCCCCUUCCUACUUCUCACAGAUGAAGGACAGCGAGAUGGGGGACGAGAAGGAGCCGCUGAGGAGCAGCGGGAGCGAAUCCUACGAGCUCAGAAAUCAGAAUUUUGGGAAAAUCUACAUUUAG